This is a messenger RNA of Dictyostelium purpureum, 876 nucleotides long. RefSeq lists its product as uncharacterized. The transcript is spliced from 3 exons. NCBI's taxonomy places the organism in Eukaryota, Evosea, Eumycetozoa, Dictyosteliales, Dictyosteliaceae. The record is from RefSeq and is a predicted model, not a curated record. Gene Ontology annotation, biological process: protein import into peroxisome membrane. The annotation marks the transcript as partial. Gene Ontology annotation, cellular component: peroxisomal membrane; peroxisome.
GAUCUCGAUGAUUUAUUAAAUAGUGCUCUGGAUGAGCUUGAAACUCAAGAAAAAGAAUCACCACCUGUACCACCAAAACUAACUACAGCGGUACCAACAUUAACUACCACCACAACAACAACUACAACAACAACUUCAACAACCACUUCAAAUAAUGUACAGAAUAAUAAUAAUAAUAAUAACAAUAAUGUUAAAGAUAAUAUAAAUUUAAAUGGUAUGAUGGAUAUGUUUAAAAAUUUACUAGAUGAGGAUACACUAAAACAACUUAAUCAAGAUUUUGAUAAAGGAAUUAAAGAAGAGGAUUUAACAGAAGAAGAUAAAAAAAAUAUUGAUGAUUGGGCUCAAAAACUAUCAGGUGUAUUUAAUACAGAAGAAUUAAACCAAUACUUUGAAAAUAUUUCACAGAAUAGUGAGUUUGAUACAAAGGAUAACAAUUUAGAAGGUGGAAUCGGUAUUGAUAAAUUUGAAAGCAACAUCAGCGAAACCUUAAAGAAUUUAGCAGAUAACGCCUCAAACAAAGCACCAGAUGCUGGUGGUUUAGAAGAAAUAUUAUCAGAGCUUUCAAAGAUGCUUGAAAAUCAAGGUGGUUUCGAGGGAAUUGGUGGUGAUGAUAAAAUCAAUGAUAUUUUUGAAGAAUCAAUGGAAUAUAUGGCUAAACAUUACCCACAAUGGAUUGAAGAUAAUAAAGAUAAAUAUUCAGCAGAAGAAAUUGAAAAGUUUAAACAACAAUCAGAAUUAUUUACAAUGUUAAUCUCUAAAGAAGGUGAACAACUUGAUGAAAAUCUUUAUACUAAAAUGGCAGAUUUGGGUAACUUACCCGAAGCUUUUUGUGACGAGUUUUUAAACAAAUACGAGACUCAAAUUGAUAAAGAAAAA